AUGCCUGCUCAACCACAAAUCAUCAAAACGUCUCACAAGCCAAUAGAAGAUUGCGAUCGUGGAAACAUUUUGACGUUCUUGGAAACCAAUCCAAACAAAAUUCCCGAUUCCAAACCUGUUUUCGUUCGUGUUGCAGAUGGUAAAGCAGUCACCCGUGCACAGGCAAAACAAGAUGCUCGUCGAUUGGCUUUCGUUUUGCGAAACAAGUUUGGCUUGAAGGAAGGCGACAGGAUUGCAAUCUUUAGUCCAAACAGUACAAUCUACCCUAUCGCAGUCUAUGCCGGAUUUGCAUCGGGUGUAGUUCUCACUCCAAUGAGUCCUGCUUACAAUGCCGAAGAGCUCGUUCACCCUCUAACCGAUUCGGGAAGUCAAUUCAUCCUCUGUCAUCCCGCCAAUCUAUCCGUUGCACGCAAAGCACUUCAACUUGCAGGCAUUUCUCCAAAGAAGGAUGGCUUGAACAGAAUCUGGCUCUUGGACGAUGGCGAUAACAUGGCAACCGCUCAAGAUGGUGACGAACAGGAUAUCCGUACCUUACUUUCCGAUUCUACCCUUGAACCAAUCACAGUCAAGGAUGGCAAAGAGCGAACAGCACUAAUCUGCUACAGUAGUGGAACGAGUGGAAAGCCAAAAGGUGUUGAACUUACACACAGAAAUAUGACGGCCGUCACUGCUGCAAUGGUGGAUGGACUUAAGCCUGACUUUCAACCAACGGAUGUCGUUUUGGGUGUCUUGCCUUUCCAACACAUCUUUGGAAUGGCAAAAUUCAUUCAUUUUGCUUUGUAUAGCGGAAUGACUGUGGUGGUUAUGCCCAAGUUUGACUUGAAAGUGUUCCUUGAAGCUGUGCAAAAGUACAAAGUCACUCUUGGAAUUCUUGUUCCGCCAAUCUUGGUUCUUUUGGCAAAAGACCCUUCAAUCUCGAAAUACGAUCUCUCCUCCUUGCGAGUCAUCAUGUCUGGAGCAGCACCUCUAUCGGCUCAGCUCGGUGACGAAGUCCAAGUUCGUAUUCCAAGCGCAAAAGUUACUCAAGGUUAUGGAUUAACCGAAACUUCUCCCACUUCUCAUUACACUAGCGUUUCAAAUUAUGCAAACAAUAAAGGAAGUUGUGGUCAGUUGAUGCCAUGUGUUGAAGCUCGUCUCGUGGAUGAAGAAGGCCGCGAUGUAGGUAAUGAGCAAGGCCCAUUCGGAGAACCAGGAGAGAUUUGGCUUCGUGGUCCAACGAUCAUGAAAGGAUAUCUGAACAACCCCGAAGCCACAAAAGAUGCAAUCACACCUGAAGGAUGGUUCAAGACGGGUGAUGUUGGAAUCUACAAGAACGGUCACUUUUUCAUCGUUGACCGUAAGAAAGAAUUAAUCAAAUAUAAGGGAUUCCAAGUUGCUCCAGCAGAAAUUGAAGCAAUGUUACUCACCCAUCCAAAAGUGGCUGAUUCAGCAGUGAUUGGAGUGUACAAACCUUCAGAGGCAACUGAAUUACCAAGAGCUUAUAUUGUUCCACGAGCAGAUGCGGGAAUUGACCUAAAGAACAAAGAACAAGUUCAAGCUUUCAGUGAUGAAGUUCGACAAUGGUUCGAUAGCAAGGUUGCCAACCACAAAAAACUACGUGGUGGCAUUUGCGUUGAACCAAUCAUUCAAAAGAGCCCAAGUGGAAAGAUUCUCCGAAGACUGUAUCGAGACCGUAUUUUGGAAGAGGCAAAAGCCGCCGAAAAGGCUGCAAAAGCCUAA
This is a messenger RNA of Meira miltonrushii, 1719 nucleotides long. Its product is annotated as acetyl-CoA synthetase-like protein. The record is from RefSeq and is a predicted model, not a curated record. Gene Ontology annotation, biological process: secondary metabolic process. NCBI's taxonomy places the organism in Eukaryota, Fungi, Basidiomycota, Exobasidiomycetes, Exobasidiales, Brachybasidiaceae. The coding region runs from base 1 to 1719 and encodes 572 amino acids. The transcript has a single exon. Gene Ontology annotation, molecular function: CoA-ligase activity.